Molecule: messenger RNA, 453 nt
Organism: Penicillium canariense
Lineage: Eukaryota; Fungi; Ascomycota; Eurotiomycetes; Eurotiales; Aspergillaceae
Exons: 2
Coding region: 1-453 (150 amino acids)
Source: RefSeq, a predicted model, not a curated record
AUGUCUAGCUCAGACUCUUGCAUGACAACAGUUAUUAUUGUCUCGAGUGCCAAACGCUCGAUCGAGGUCGUUGGGGUUGAUGCUUUGUCCUCUAAUCUCGGAUCCGAAGGCUAUGGGUCCUAUGGCGAAUGGCGUCUCUACGACAAUGGAACUCAAGCUCUCAUUGGCGACAAAACUUCAAGUGAUCUUCAGAAACGCACUACCUGGGCCCAUAAGAAGGUUGAAUUCGAGUACCAUUCCCGGGCCGGUGUUUGCAAAACCCGGUCGACGCCGGCCCAGCUAAGGAGUGGAAUCGAUACACAGUUGACAAAUAUGUCAAACGACAAGCAGCGUUGCUCAUGCUGGACUUAUACAGGAAAUCAUGGCUGGUACGGCGAGCUGAAAAUGAUGGAGAUUGACGACGGAGACGUCAUUGAUGGAGCAUGCUACAACAAGAAGUGUAAUGCGAAGUGA